This is a messenger RNA of Syngnathus acus (greater pipefish), 1597 nucleotides long. RefSeq names its product cerebellin-1. Gene Ontology annotation, cellular component: synaptic cleft; glutamatergic synapse. The record is from RefSeq and is a predicted model, not a curated record. Bases 498 to 1103 code for a protein of 201 amino acids. Lineage: Eukaryota; Metazoa; Chordata; Actinopteri; Syngnathiformes; Syngnathidae. Gene Ontology annotation, molecular function: protein binding. The transcript has 4 exons.
CAAAGCAAACCUUGCACACUGUGCGGGUGACAACAAAAGAUGCCAUAUUGCGCGGUGGUCUAAAAUAGUAUAUGUUUGUUUUGAUGACUUCAUGCACAGCUUGGAGGAGAAAAUAUCCGCUAUCAUACGCCAGAAUGGAUCAUUUUGCUUGGAGAGCGCUGUUGUCCUCUUAGCCAAUAAAAGCUGAGGAGGCAGGAAGGGAAGCAGGUGGGAGUCGGUGGGGGGAGACAGCGGAGAAGAGAAAAUUUGGCCGGGAAUGAGCGGCAAGAAAUAGCAGAGGCAAAGCUGGAGUGGACAAGUUGUCUGCGUGCACAUGCAAGCGGCAAGAUCGCUCUUCACUUGUGUGCCCAAAAAAGGGCGUCGUGCUCACUGCUAUGAGAGCUCCACCCGGUCUUGGCAAAGCUCUUCCUUGAGGAUCUGCAUCAUGUCUCGUGGCCUUGAAGCAGAGCACCAUCCACACCUGUGAAGAUCCCCCCAAGUAACACGUCCUUAGAAAGAUGCAGUUUCAGCCUCCUUGGCCCCACCUCGCCUUUUUUGCCGGAGUGCUUCUGGUCACCCCCUGGGUGCCCCCGGGGGUCCGCUGCCAGAAUGACACGGAGCCAAUCGUGUUGGAGGGCAAAUGUCUGGUGGUGUGCGACUCCACCCCCUCCGCAGAGCCAUCGACAAACGCCCUGGGGAUGUCGGUGAGGUCGGGAACGGGCAGGGUGGCCUUCUCGGCCAUCCGCAACACUAACCACGAACCCUCGGAGAUGAGCAACCACACCAUGACCAUCUACUUUGACCAGAUCUUGGUGAACGUCGGAAGCCAUUUUGAUCCCGCCAGGAGUCUCUUUGUGGCUCCAAGAAAGGGAGUCUACAGUUUUAGCUUUCAUGUGGUCAAAGUUUACAACAGGCAGACAAUACAGGUGAGUUUGGUCCUCAACGGAUGGCCAGUGAUCUCAGCCUUCGCGGGUGACCAGGAUGUGACCAGGGAAGCUGCCACUAACGCUGGCCUGGUGAUGAUGGAAAGGGGGGACAAGGCAUAUCUCAAACUGGAGAGGGGCAACCUGAUGGGUGGGUGGAAGUACUCCACUUUCUCCGGAUUUCUGGUCUUCCCUUUGUAGUACAGCGGCCAGGUGAAUGCUUGUGGAGAGACGACAAAGCCUUUUAACCGUUGCUAACAAUCAUGUUAACCAGCGAAAGACUUUUAAGCUAGUUAGCUAUUAUUAACAUGCACCAAAAUCAUCCUGACUAUAUUUUUCAUCUCCCCCAAACUUUUGUCAAUAACUCGUGAUUGUAACCCAAUGUCUGUGCUUGCUCGCACCGUGAGGCUGCUCGGAAUUUUCGCAAAAGCAUGAAUCAAUUUGUAUUUUGAUUUUGUUUGCUAGCUUUCUGAUCAGUCUAUCUUGCGCUACUAGCUACAAGCUACUAGCAAAAAUUUCAAUAGAGCUAGCUUGCUGGAGCAUUCCAAAUAGCUAGCUAUACUGUAUUAUAGAUGUCUUGCUAUCGCAUUCAUUUUCAAUAUAUACUCUGUCUCACAGUGACUGUACUAUUUGUUCUCACACUAGCUGGUGAACAUGAAUGCACCUGGCAGAUAAAGUUUAUCUGGUCAAAAUGA